UUAAAGGUUCCGUUACAUUCGACAUGGAGGCAGAGACCCGCGGAACCGAACCAGUUUGGGUAUCUGAGGCUCUGCGAGUGCUGGGGGACGCCCUGCGCGGCUCCUGCGCGCCCCCUACUGUAUGGUUCAAGGAAAGCAGCCAGAAGAACCUGAGGAGCAGAGACUUCAUGGUUCCCAGAGGAGCGCUGAAGAAAAGCUUCCCGGAUGGAGAGGUUCCGGCGGAGCUGAUUCAGAGGCUGAGGUCCCUGGACGCCCCGGGCCUCCCCCCGAUGAAGAGAUGUCUGCAGUCUGAAGCCGGACUCGUCAUCCAGUUGGAGAGACCUGCGGUUUUCCAUCGAGUGCUCCGAGACUUCACUCCGUACCUGAGACCUCUCCCCUCCGCAGGCGACGGCCAGGACAUCGUCCUCCUCAACUGCGCUGCGCUGCACAGCUGCGGGAGCCUGGAGACGCUGAGACUGAGUCACCUGAGGGCCGUGCUGAUAGCAGACCACCUGGCUGAGGUUCUCACCCUGAAGGGAAAAUGCAUAUACAUGGUCCCUGCAGCGCUCUGCAAGGAGGUAGAAGAAUACUUGAGUCAGCUGGGGAUCUCCUGGCCUUGUUCAGUGGAUGCACCAUCUCUACAAGAGACCAUUUCAAGUUUUAAGGACUCCCUAAGGGACUGUGUGGACUCUACCCAGUCACCGGAUGUAAUCAGUGUGCCGCUCAAAACUUUUGCAGAGAAGCACAACUUGGGCCUGCAAGGAUAUGACCCAAAUCUAGACGUCUUCCAUGUGAAUGAAGAUGAUCUAAGACACGUGGCGAGGCUGCAGAGAUCCUUCCAGGAGGCGGUGCAGCAGGGGUCCCCCUGUACUGUCCUACAUAUCGUCAGCUGUGAGGAAGAGUUCCAUCAGCAGAAGCUGGACCUUCUCUGGAGGCUGAUGGUCCCCAGCGCUGGAGAUGUUGCUCAGAAGCAUUUGAUAUGUGGACCCGUGAAAGUUCUCAACGCGGCAUCACCCGUCGGUUGCUCUCAGUACUUUCAGCUCCGGAAAUCUCAGAUGCUGGAAGCCUCAGUUAUGAAAUAUGGAGAAAGUGUUCAAGGUGACAGCUGGGAUGAAAUUAUUAACUCUUUGACCUCUGCUGCAAUCAAGUUUGAGUUAAUGGCAACUCCUCAUCGCUCCCAGGUAAAUCUGAACUUGGAGGAGGCCAACAUCACAACCAAGGGAACGAAAAGUGGAUCGUUUGUGAUGUAUAACUGCGCCCGGCUGGCCACCAUGUUUGACAGUUAUAACAGCGCUGUCAGUCAAGGUGACUAUCCCGAGUUCCCGCCGUCUGAAGAGCUCCACUAUUCCAGUCUGCGUGAGGAGGGAGAAUGGCUCCUUCUCUUUAAUUAUAUCAUGAUGUUCCCAGAGGUACUGAGCCAGUCAGCACAGAUGUCGGCAACCUCCGCGGGGAUCCGAGUCACAGCCAACACCGAGGCGGUUUGUAAAUUCCUGGUCAGCCUCAGCAUGGAUUUCAGCUGCUAUUACAACCGAGUGCACAUUCUAGGGGAGCCGUUACCUCAUCUCUUCAGUCAGAUGUUUGCUCGCUUGCAGCUGGUGAAAGCCGUUCAGGGGGUGCUGCAUUCUGCAUUGAGGACGCUUCACAUUUUGCCAUUGACUCAGAUAUAAAACGGUCCCCGGAGGAUUAUACAUGAAGUAUAAGUGGUGACAGCAUCAACCACGUGCAUGUGACUGAGGUGACAAGGUGGUCGUAGAAGGAGGGAUCGCACGGCUCAUCAUCGGAGGAGAGGUUAUAAACUUAAUGCAGCAAAUGAGGGAGGGGAUGACACCAUAAAACUUAUCCCAUUCUAGGUUUUGCCCUCAGGAGAUAACCUGUGCAAUCUGCAAGAAACAAAAUCUACUGCUAAAAAUGUAUAUAUUUUUUUUAGAGCUCAGAUUUCACACAUUUUAUUAGAUGUCGUCACGUAUUUAAUGGUAUCUUAGUGAGCUGGUAAAGUGUACUUUAUACUGGAGAUGAUGAUAAUAAAGUGCAUUGUUCUAAUAUAACUUGUACUGUAUA
Bufo bufo (common toad) is the source of this 2037-nucleotide messenger RNA. It is a transcript of the gene DALRD3, whose product is annotated as DALR anticodon binding domain containing 3. Bases 24 to 1646 code for a protein of 540 amino acids. The record is from RefSeq and is a predicted model, not a curated record. The transcript is spliced from 13 exons. Gene Ontology annotation, molecular function: arginine-tRNA ligase activity; tRNA binding; ATP binding. Lineage: Eukaryota; Metazoa; Chordata; Amphibia; Anura; Bufonidae. Gene Ontology annotation, biological process: arginyl-tRNA aminoacylation; tRNA C3-cytosine methylation.